Molecule: messenger RNA, 1220 nt
Organism: Polyodon spathula (Mississippi paddlefish)
Lineage: Eukaryota; Metazoa; Chordata; Actinopteri; Acipenseriformes; Polyodontidae
Product: scavenger receptor class F member 1-like
Exons: 8
Coding region: 261-1220 (319 amino acids)
Source: RefSeq, a predicted model, not a curated record
UUUUGUGUUCCCGUGCAAAUAAAGACAUCCUUAAGUAGUCAGCGUUGAACUUCAGUUACGUGACGGUCAGAGCAGGAGUGAAAAUGGCAUGAAGUGACGCUGAUUGUCGUAUAAUUCCUCCUGUGUGGUGUUUUAAAGGAAGCUACUGUCCUCACAAAGCCACUCCCUGGCCGUUGCCAUGCCCACCGGGCUGCAACACUGACUGCCCCGGGCAGAAAGAGUGCAAGGGCUGCAACGGGACGGCCCGCUGCAAGGGGGCAAUGCCUAACCCCUGGGAGGGGGGUGGGAGAGUUCGGAGCCCCGCCGCUGUGGAUUCAGUGUCUUGUCGUCCCGGGACAUACAGAAACAGUGAGGAAAGCCCAGACUGCUUGCUCUGUCCUUUAGGUUAUUUCUGCCCUUGGGGUACAGCAGUGCGCUGUCCAGCUGGUACUUAUGGCGCCAAGGAGGGUUUGCAGAGAGAGCAAGACUGCUCUGUUUGUCCUGCAGGUUUUUACUGCCUGGAAGGAAGCUCCCGGCGCCCUGGCUCUGAGUCCCUGUGCCCACGAGGUUAUUACUGCGAGGCUGGCACCAGCGAGCCCCACAUCAGCCCCUGCCCGCCUGGAACCUUCGGGGAGCACUUCGGACAGACGAGCGUCGCGGGGUGCAAGAGAUGCGCAGAGGGUCGAUUUUGCCCAGAAGGGGCGGCUGACCCAGGCUGGCCCUGUGCCAGAGGGAGGUUCUGCCCAGCUGGCACCGUGAAGGAAGUGAACUGUCCGGGAGGCACCUACACCCAGCAGCAAGGGGCUGCAAGCCUGAACGAGUGCUUGAAGUGCCCUACUGGGUUUUACUGCCCUGAGGGCACCAGCGACCCCCUCCCCUGCCCGCGGGGCAUGUUUAACCCUCUCCAAGGGCAGGAUGAUGCCACGGACUGCAGACUCUGUUACGCGGGUAAAGCCUGCACCCAGAUGGCGCUGCCUCAGCCUGACGUGGACUGCAUGGAGGGGUUCACCUGCCCUCCUGGUUCCUCCAGACCCAAUGCUCUGGAGAACGCCUGUCCCCCAGGGACUUUCAGCAACCUGAACAACCUGACUGACCGGUCCCAGUGUGGACUGUGCCCCCCACGCCAUGCCUGCGUGAGAGGUACGGGUGGAACCCAGAGACCCCCGGUCCCCUGCUUUGCUGGCGUAGCUCCACUGCCAUACAUUGAGCUCCCCAACCCUAAGAGAAUUCGCUCAAAGUAA